Messenger RNA from Ruditapes philippinarum (Manila clam), 1550 nucleotides. Its product is annotated as sperm microtubule associated protein 1-like. Bases 405 to 974 code for a protein of 189 amino acids. The record is from RefSeq and is a predicted model, not a curated record. The transcript is spliced from 3 exons. NCBI's taxonomy places the organism in Eukaryota, Metazoa, Mollusca, Bivalvia, Venerida, Veneridae.
UCGGGUAGUUGGAGCUAUGUUUUGUAUUACACUACGGCUAGGGUUUUUUUGUUCUACAUAGCAACAGGCCAGGGCAUUCGUUUCGUCGAUUGUUAGCGAAUGAUCUUGUGUUAUAAUCAUACCAAGUUAAUCGAAGUGUUACAAAUUUUGAUAUCUGGAACAAACAUUGACUUGUGCUGUGAAAACGGAAUAACUUUAAAUUGUUUGUGAUAGGAAUGGCCCUAGUUUGUUAAAGACGUUUGAUAAGAAUAAAAGUGUUUAUUUAAACAUUUGACUGGAUAGUUAACAUAAGAAACUGUUUUGAUAUUUUGUAGCACUACCCCAGCCGGAAGUGUGACUCCAGGAGUAACUCCGUCCAUACGAACACCAAGACAGACGCCAGGAGCGACCCCUUUUUGAACAGAAUGACAGACGACAGAUCAAAAUCCGCUAAGCGACAUAAUAAAUUAUAUCGUACCCCACCCACUCCUCCUCCCGAGAAAUUAAUGAUGGAGGAAAGAGGUUUUGUACUUGACUGUAAUGCAGUCAGCAGCAUUUCUUCUGACUUUGCUAAAGCUAAUCCUAAACUAGGGCCAGUUAUUCCUCCUUAUAAUUCGCAAAAGGAUGAACAUGUUAGUAAUUAUUUCAAAUUUCAAGGCGUUGAUAAAACUCUAGAGAAAACAGGACAGGCUCCUCCAGGUACAUCUAUAAAUGGUCACGUGAUGGAUUAUUUUGAAGAACGUGGUCCAGGGAGUCAAUAUGUUAGCUUAAGAAAUGAAGCAGGGGCCGGAUAUUCGAGUGAAUUACGCGAUGGGCAUGCGCAAUUUAUGCAAGGAAUUAAACCUGCUAUUGGUUACAACGGUCAGUUUGGCUUCAGACGAAACACACCAUGGCUCCGGCAAAGUCCGUCCAAAUUCGGAACAGCGAGCAGAUCUCCAGCCCAUGAAAUAACCGUAGUGCCGCGUACCUCCGGGAAAACAGUGCAAGCCAAAUAAACAAUGUCUACCCUGUUAUAUCGUCUUUCUAUUUGUAAUCGGGGAUAAAAAAAAAUUCUCUUCCUUUCAUUGAAUCAUUUAAAUACGUUACUCAUUUUUACGUGCAUCAUGUAUUGCUCUGUAUGAUUUUUGAGGUAAAGUAAAACUUGAACUGAAGAUUUUGUUUCCUGUAGUCGAGUCAAGGACGAAUUCUGAAAUACUACUUUAUGAUUUUUUUUCUGUACAUACGUUAUCAUUAUAAAGUGAUGUUCAGUGUCUUUUUUUCAAGAGUACCGAUUUUUUUACUAUAAAUGUGCUGUUAGUAGUCAUAAAGUUUUGCAAACAUAAAAAAAUAUACAUGCAUCCACUUUGUUUUGAAAAUAAACAAACAUAAACGUGAAAGUGACUGUGUUAGAUGGCUUUUUUUUUCUCUUUUCUUUUUUUAAAUACAAGAAACUCUUUGGUCAUAGAUUAUGCUUUAUUUGAAAGGCUGUUCACCAGAAUAGUUCACAUGAAAAGUCUGUUAUUAUUUAAACAUUAUUUAAAAGAAUUCUGGGCUGCAGUAUUAACAAGAAUAAAUUAUACCUCAAACAUUAU